CAUUGUGGACUGAUAAUUGGUAACGCUCAGCUCAAAAGUCCCCAGAGCCUGCACAGACCUGGAGGUGUCAUUACUUUAGCAGGCAACGAAAAGCUUUCUUCUGCUGUUGUUUUGAAAAAUCUCUUUUACCACUUUUUACCACGCACACAGAGCAGAGGUAAUGGAUUGCGGCGUGAUCACCUCCAAAACGGUGUUGCUUCUGAUCAGCCUGUUUUUUUGGGCUGCAGCAGCUGGACUUUCAUAUGUUGGCGCAUACGUCCUCAACACCUACAAGGAAUAUGACCCUUUCCUCCAGGAUAAAUACCCUCUCCUGCCGGCUGUCAUCAUCAUUGGUGUUGCCGUGGUGAUGUUCGUUAUCGGCCUCAUUGGCUGCUGCGCUACAAUCCGUGAAUCCAAGAUUGGGUUGGGAGUGUUCCUGGUCAUUAUCCUGUUGAUCUUCAUUGCUGAAGUGGCAGCUUUUGUCCUUGGAUUCAUUUACAAAGGACAGGUAAAAACAGAUUUGCACGAACCAAUGCUGCAAUCAUACAAGAACUAUGACGGGAAAACGGAAGAGUCUCACAUCAUAGAUUACUUACAGCAAGAGCUUCAGUGUUGCGGAGUCGACAACUACACCGACUGGAUUGGUAGCCGAUGGUUCAACGCCACUGGCAACCAGAGCGUCCCCGUAAGCUGCUGCAAGCGAGACGUCAUUAAGGAAAACUGCACAGGGCAGCUGAGUGACCUGAAGUUUCUCAAUACACAAGGCUGUGAGGAGAAGGUGGAGUCUAUUCUGCAGAGUGUCCUCAACUACGCUAUGCUUGUCAUCCUAGGAUUUGCCAUUGUGAAGUUCUUUGGGAUGCUUAGUGUCUGCGUGCUGACCUGCAAGAGAGAACAGCACAACGGUUACCAUCCUUUGUCAGGGACGUUUGCUUGAUCGGAAGACGGAGAGUGACCCUUCGUUCUGCUCUUCCAAGAUAAAAUGGACUUGGGAAAGAUGCUCUGAACAGAAAACGUUUUGCCUGCUUUUGUAAAAUGCUGAAUCCUUAUCUCGGUGAACAGAAAGGAGAUUCCUUUCAAAGCUUGUUAUUAAAUGUGACCUCACUUGGAUUUAAC
Molecule: messenger RNA, 1092 nt
Organism: Lacerta agilis (Sand lizard)
Lineage: Eukaryota; Metazoa; Chordata; Lepidosauria; Squamata; Lacertidae
Product: tetraspanin-36-like
Exons: 7
Coding region: 161-913 (250 amino acids)
Biological process (GO): protein maturation; regulation of vascular endothelial growth factor signaling pathway; protein localization to plasma membrane
Cellular component (GO): membrane
Source: RefSeq, a predicted model, not a curated record